Messenger RNA from Labeo rohita (rohu), 1059 nucleotides. RefSeq names its product small nuclear ribonucleoprotein polypeptide B2 (gene snrpb2). The record is from RefSeq and is a predicted model, not a curated record. The transcript is spliced from 7 exons. Gene Ontology annotation, cellular component: U1 snRNP. Gene Ontology annotation, molecular function: U1 snRNA binding. The coding region runs from base 146 to 805 and encodes 219 amino acids. Lineage: Eukaryota; Metazoa; Chordata; Actinopteri; Cypriniformes; Cyprinidae. Gene Ontology annotation, biological process: mRNA splicing, via spliceosome.
CGAUUCAUUCAGUUUUAUUGUUGUGUUAAUCUUUAAUACGUUAUUUUUACGUUUCUAAUUUAGCAAAGCAAUACGCAGCGGUGUUAACGCUUGUUUGGGUUACUAAAUAGUAGACAAUAGUGUGUUUUACCUGCAAUUAUUAAUCAUGGACAUACGGCCGAAUCACACCAUUUAUAUCAACAAUGUUAAUGAUAAGAUCAAGAAAGAAGAGUUGAAGAGAUCACUGUACGCCUUAUUCUCCCAGUUCGGCCAGAUUAUGGACAUUGUUGCGAUGAAGACCAUGAGGAUGAGGGGUCAGGCGUUUGUUAUCUUCAAAGAGCUUGCUGCAGCCACUAAUGCUCUCAGACAGCUACAGGGAUUCCCUUUCUACAACAAACCCAUGCGAAUCCAGUAUGCAAAAACAGACUCGGACAUGAUCGCGAAGAUGAGAGGCACGUAUGGAGAUAAAGAAAAGAAGAAAGAGAAGAAGAAGAAAGCUCUGGAACAGGCUGCCAGUCUCAACAAGAAACCAGCGGGAGCCAUAAACACACAACCACCUCCACCUGCCACAGUCCAGGUCCCUGACAACCCACCAAAUUAUAUUCUGUUCCUGAAUAAUCUCCCAGAAGAAACCAACGAGAUGAUGCUUUCCAUGUUAUUCAACCAGUUUCCAGGGUUUAAAGAAGUACGUCUGGUCCCUGGGAAGCAUGACAUUGCGUUUGUGGAGUUUGAGAGCGAAUCUCAAGCUGGAGUUGCGAAAGAUGCGCUACAGGGAUUCAGAAUCACAGCCACGUGUGCCAUGAAAAUCACAUACGCCAAAAAGUGACCUGGCUCACACUUACUGGACUGUAACUGAAGCUUUGCUCAGUGGAUCCUCGCUUCUGUUUUGUUUCUUUACAUUUAAACUCAUCUUACAAAAGUUUGUUCAGUGACUGUUUAGUAUUAUUUUUCUUUUGUUUUCUUUUGUAUGGGAAUUAUUUGGUCACUGAGGACUUUCUGAAAUUCCAGGACAGAUGUUUAUUUUGUAUUGUGGACUAAUAAAAUUAGCGUCUAAAAUAAAUGUCUCAUGUUUUCAUGACA